This is a messenger RNA of Mucor mucedo, 836 nucleotides long. Its product is annotated as reactive mitochondrial oxygen species modulator 1-domain-containing protein. The record is from RefSeq and is a predicted model, not a curated record. NCBI's taxonomy places the organism in Eukaryota, Fungi, Mucoromycota, Mucoromycetes, Mucorales, Mucoraceae. The transcript has 2 exons. Gene Ontology annotation, biological process: protein import into mitochondrial matrix; protein insertion into mitochondrial inner membrane. Gene Ontology annotation, cellular component: TIM23 mitochondrial import inner membrane translocase complex. The coding region runs from base 420 to 773 and encodes 117 amino acids.
GGCGUACAUAAGGCAUGCUACUUCUACAAACAUGCAUUCUUUAUUUAUUUAUUUUUGAGUAUGGUAUAAAACUAACUCGUUCAGGUAUAUAGUCUACCGUUCAUACAUACAGAUAUAUUGUGGUUUUCACAAUGUAAUGGUAAAUGCUACAAAUGAUUUUUAUACUUUACUAGCGCUGUGCCAACCAUACAGAAAUAAAAUUGUGCUUGUGCUGCAAAAUGACAUAAGUGGUGCCAUUCUUUUAUAUUCUACCGCUUACCACAUAAAGAAUUUUGUUACUGUACGUGUUUUUUUGCAUGUUAAAGCGAACUCUUGUGUGACUCGGUGACGUUUUUUAAUAAUUAUGUAGUCUAAAUUUUCAGUCCCCCUGCCUAUGUACUUUUUAUUUCAAUCCAUUUCCUGUCAAUAACACUUGAAAAAUGGAGCCUUCGACUUUUGAUAAAAUGAAAAUGGGUGCUGCUAUGGGUGGCACAGUCGGUUUAUGUAUCGGUUUUGUUUUUGGCAGUUUUACUCUCAUGAGAUUUGGUUCCGGUACAAAGGGCCCCAUCAACAUGUUAAGUCAAUACAUGCUUGGAUCCGCUGCUUCGUUUGGAUUCUUCAUGGGUAAUAAAAUAUAUUCAUUCCGAAAACAAGUAGAGAAACAAGCUAAAUCUUUUUUUGUUUCAGCAAUUGGUUCUGUAGUUCGAUCGGAAAAUAGAUUAACAUCACCCAACAUGAACUUACCAGUCAUUAUCAAUCAACGCAGACCUUUCCAAAGCCAACAACAGCAUUAAAAUCAAUUCUUAUAUGAAUAAUGCAGUGUAUAUAAUAAAACUAUUUUUAACUUUUGUAAUUUA